Messenger RNA from Paramuricea clavata, 520 nucleotides. The record is from the annotation of a GenBank genome assembly. NCBI's taxonomy places the organism in Eukaryota, Metazoa, Cnidaria, Anthozoa, Malacalcyonacea, Plexauridae.
AUGGCUUAUAUAAUCAAUCAAGCACGAAUAAGACAGCAAUCUCUCGUUAUAACCCUUCUUGAUCUCAAGAAUGCGUUUGGUGAAGUACAUCACAAUUUAAUCCAAUCUGUUCUUGGCUAUCAUCACAUACCUCAACAUAUUCAACUCAUGAUUAAAAGCCUUUACACAAACUUUAAAACAUCAAUCAUCACAUCUGAUUUUAACACGCCAUUUGUAGAAGUAGGUCGUGGAGUUUGGCAGGGAGAUUGCCUCAGUCCAUUACUAUUUAACCUAUGCUUUAAUACUUUUAUCCAUGCAGCACAUAAAAUCGGAGAAAUAUCAACAGUUUGGUUUUUCUUAUAAACUUCUCAACCCAAUUCAUUGGUUCCAGUUCGCUGACGACGCAGCCGUAAUAACCGGCCAAGAAUCUGAAAAUCAACACCUGCUAAACCGUUUUGCAAUUUGGUGUCAAUGGUCAAACAUGAUUAUUCGAGUAGAUAAAUGUAGCACCUUUGGCAUCAAAAAAGCUCUCACCAAAUAA